Scaptodrosophila lebanonensis is the source of this 773-nucleotide messenger RNA. RefSeq lists its product as uncharacterized. Lineage: Eukaryota; Metazoa; Arthropoda; Insecta; Diptera; Drosophilidae. The record is from RefSeq and is a predicted model, not a curated record. The coding region runs from base 31 to 624 and encodes 197 amino acids. The transcript is spliced from 3 exons.
CACGCUAUUUUUUAAGCUUUAUUUAUUUUUAUGGCACUAGCGGCGGAGCGUUACGAGCACCACAGAAAACAGCUUGGUGAACUGCUUCAAGCUGCCGCCCUCCUCAUAAAGGCACACGAAACCGGGCUUUAUGACGAGGCAGGGGAACUAGGCACGCAGGCCAGCCACCUAUGGGAGCUGAGUCAGCGGCACAGACUGGUGGUUGGGAGUAACAAUGCAGCAGCAGCUACGUUGUUUUCGGCCUGCAAUGAUGUAUUCCAACCGCUUUACGAGCGAAUCCUAAAGCUGGACGAAACGCUUGCUGAAAUCAGGAAUGCCGUCUCGGAUUUCGAGGUGCAAUGCCGGGAGCUGCAAGCAGAGCAAAACGCGCCAAUCAAUGAAGCACUCGCUAAAUGCUUGGCAUGGCUAUUGCAAACGCAAUCGGUGCUUCAGAGCCAGGCCAAGUACCUGGAGCUAUAUGCACGUGGAUUGACGCCGACACUAGUGCAGCAAGCAACUGUGGACCAAUUCAAAAGAGAGCUGCAACUGUCGGAACAACAGAGAGACCGAAUUCUUCUGGGAUUGGCACUGGCCGAGCAGCGUACUGCAAGUGUCCAUCUGCUGUCGGAGCUAGUGGCAAGCUGACAAAGGAUAUAUUCCCUAUUCUCACUUCAAAGUUGCAGGCAUUGCAAGGCGAACAUUUUGUUUACCGCAUUGGCUAUUAUCAGAUUAACACAAGCACUCGAAAAAAAAAUAAAAACAAAAAAAAUAAGACGUAUUUUUUAGCACUUAAA